Penicillium taxi is the source of this 3120-nucleotide messenger RNA. Its product is annotated as ribonuclease Z. The record is from RefSeq and is a predicted model, not a curated record. The transcript has a single exon. The coding region runs from base 1 to 3120 and encodes 1039 amino acids. Lineage: Eukaryota; Fungi; Ascomycota; Eurotiomycetes; Eurotiales; Aspergillaceae. Gene Ontology annotation, biological process: mitochondrial tRNA 3'-end processing. Gene Ontology annotation, cellular component: mitochondrion. Gene Ontology annotation, molecular function: 3'-tRNA processing endoribonuclease activity.
AUGAAGAACUAUUAUCAAGUGAUCACAACCCCGACAGCAGACACACCCGGUUCGACAAUCAUUCUCCACUAUCCCGACAAGCGGUACUUUUUUGGCCAGCUGUCAGAGGGAACUCAACGGGCCUGCACAGAACGUGGGAUCAAGAUCACCUCCUUGACUGAUAUCUUUCUCACGGGACGUACGGAAUGGGCUAACACGGGAGGUAUGAUCGGGGUGAUCUUGACCUUGGCAGAUUCCAUCGCGGCGGCUAAUGGAGCGAUUCAGUCGGUAAACGAGCAAAAGGCACUCCGACGAGCGGUCAACCAGCCCCAGCCCUCUCAGAAAACACAGAACUCCCCGGAACUGCCCGUCGGUCAAGAUGUUGACCUGAUGCAAGUCAAUUUGACAAUUCAUGGAUCCACAAAUCUGACGCACACAUUGGCGACCGCUCGACGAUUCGUCUUCCGCAAGGGAAUGCCCUUGUACACUAAGGAAUAUACCUUUGAGAGUAUUGCGAAGCAAGUAACCGCUGAUUUGAAGGAUCCUUUCGUGAAGCCUACCUGGUCCGAUUCCAAUAUCAAAGUUUGGGCCUUGCCGAUUAGACCAUACUCUUCAGACAGUCCCCAGACCACUUCGGUGCAAAGCACGCGAAAGAGGAGUCUGGAUGAAUUCAAAGAGACUGAUACAUCCGUGGAUGGUCUUGAUCAGCACACCAUGGAUAACUUGGUGAGACAGUCUGUUGUUACGGAUAUGUUUAAUUCCCAGUGGAGAAAGGACACUCUCCAUGAAAUGCCUCUGGCAGAUGUAAGCAUGCCUGCAGCUCUGUUUGUUCGCAACGCCGAGACAAAAGACAUCGAAGUGUACACAGGCCCGAAGCCAGGUGAAGGAUUUCCUUUGCCUAAAAUCAAUGUACUUGUGCGACGACCAUGGCCUGGUGCUAACGUGGACAGCCUGCCGCCCACGUCCCCUUCAAAAGAGGCCCUUUGCUACAUCAUUCGUGGCCAUGACAUUCGCGGUAAAUUUGAUGUGAAAAAGGCUAAAGAUCUGAGAGUUGAACCAGGCCCUAAAUUUGCUGCUUUGACACGAGGUGAGAGUGUCCAGUCCAUGGAUGGGAAAACUAUCACCUCCGACAUGGUUUUAAACCCGACUACGCCAGGCAAAGGCCUAGCUAUCAUGGAACUCCCGUCUGUGGAGUACAUCGAGUCCCUCUUGAAUCGACCGGAAUGGAAGUCCCCCGCAGUAAUGACCGAAUUGAAGGCAUUUGUAUGGAUUCUUGGCCCGGGGGUGGGCGACCAUCCCAAACUGAGAGAGUUUGUAGCAAUUAUGUCCCACUGCGAACAUACUGUUUCCAGCGCGGACUAUUGUCCAAACUACCUGGCCCUUACAAAUGCCGCCUCAUCUGCUGUUCGACUUGCUCUCCUCAAAGGCGACAGCUACUCAAUUCCUGUCCAUGACAAUGUGACUCUUCCCCAGGUCCGAGCCACAACGCCACCUUCACUCGACAUCGCCGCAUCCAAUGAUUCUGCUAUAUUCAAGCCACUUAAUCCCGGGUUUAUAAUUGACAUGGAGCCGGAAUACAAAUUCAACGAUAGCGAGGUCAUGACUCGCCUGAAUACGGCGCAGACUAUCUUCAGAAUCCCAAAGGCUGUUGAGGAACGGAUGGCAGUCAUACGCACCCGUGUCUCCAAGCCGAACUUCCAGCGUAAGCUGAGGGAAUUCAGGAAAACUAUACCUAGCCCAGAAGCUGAAAUCAUUGCACUCGGCACUGGCUCCUCUUCGCCUUCCAAGUACCGCAAUGUCUCUGCAACAUUGAUUCAUGCUCCUGGAUUUGGUUACUACCUGUUGGAUUGUGGCGAAAACACGCUGGGUCAACUCGAACGAGUCUUCGAGCCCGAGCAGCUACGUGUUGUGCUCCAAAACCUUCGAAUGAUUUGGAUCAGUCACUUGCAUGCCGACCACCACUUGGGUACAAUCUCGGUCAUCAAGGCAUGGUACCGCGAAAACUAUGGUCCCGACACUACUCCAGUGAGCGAACCGGAAACCGACUUGGAAGCGAUUCUUAAAGAAAAGCGCCUGUUUAUCGUUUCUGAUGACGCGAUGAUUUCUUGGUUAGAGGAGUAUGCUGCUGUGGAGAACUACGGCGCGCACAAGCUGGUUUCUCUGUGUGCUCACCCUAGAUCAUCCAAGACCUCCAUUGUCACUGAAUUCACCUACCGGCACACAAUUGCUGGGCAGCCGCCUUUGAUCCCACCGCGCAGAACGGUCCUUGAUUUCAAAGACAACUCUUCUCCUCUCACACCGCUGUUGAAGUCGGCUACCGGCUUGAGUGAUAUUCUCACGACAUACGUAAAACACUGUCGUGGAUCUCUAGCCUUGUCUCUCGUCUUUCCGGACGGAUUUAAGAUCUCUUUCUCGGGUGAUUGCAGACCAUCUGGCAAAUUUGCUUCGAUUGGCCGUGACUCGACGGUACUCAUCCAUGAGGCUACUUUCCAGGACGACAUGGCUGGCUCGGCUCUUGCAAAGCGGCACUCUACAACUGGCGAAGCGUUAGAAGUUGGCCGGCGCAUGAACGCCCGUUCCAUCUUGCUCACCCACUUUAGCCAGCGGUACCAAAAGGUUGCCCACGUUGAUCAGCGUGCUGGUACUGCGAUGCACGAUAAUCUUAAAUCGUCUCCCAAGGUCGAAGCCAUGACAGACUGCCCUCGUGUUGAUGAAGCGAGAGACACCGACAUUCCAUUGGACGACCCAGAAGAGCCAUUGGGCUCCUCUGGGUUCGGCGAGGCACUUUCGGACGAUAUCCGCUUCUCUUCAAAAUCUGAACAACCCUUGUACGUUCCUGGUAUCAUCACUCCGGUUGCAACUGCGAUGGACUACAUGAGGGUCAAGGUCAGUGACCUUCCCUUAGCCCAGGCCUAUGCGCCGGCGCUGGAGAAGCUCAUCGAGGUUCUGGAGCGACAAGCUUCUCAAACCUCUGUAUUGAAAGCUCAGGCAGCGAAGAAAACGAUCAUCAAAAAUAAAAGCAAAAAGACCAAAGAUGUUCCUGUGGCAGCUGAACCUAAAGAACCUGUGGUUUCGGCGUUCAGUGCGAGUGAGAGUGAAGACGGAUGGGAGACCAGCGAUUACGAAGACUUGGGUAAUUGA